AGGAAGCGCCGAGAAGGGGCGGACGGCCCGGACCCGCCCGGAACAGGCAGCGGGUUCCCGGUCCCCCGGCCCGGCCCGGCCCAGCCCGGCCCGACCCAGCCCGGCCCGGCGGCGCGGCCCCAGCGGUGCGGGGCGGCCCCAGCGAGCCCGAGGAGCCGCCUUUCCGCCGCGGGGCCGCGGGGCGGGGGCGCCCCCGGAGCCCAGGUGUCCCCGUCCGGCCCCCCCGCUUCUCGGGGGCUGUGCUCCGGCCCCCCCGGCCCGGGGGGUGCCGCGCUUCCUGCCCGUCGGGCUCGUUUCGCCAGCGCCCGCUCAGAAACAGGCGUGACCCCGUGAGCCGGCGCGGGGCCCCCCACUGCGCGGGGGCACCAUGGAGCCCGAGGAGGCGUUCGGCGGGAGCCCGGCGGCGGGCGCCCGCGGCGGCUCCGUCGUGGCCAUCAUUGGCGCCGAGGACGAGGACUUCGAGAACGACAUCGAGCCGAACCCCGACGACCAGAGCAGCCUGUUCCAGAGCCUGGAGCUGGUGCGGCAGCACCCGGCCUAUCUCAUGGCCUUCCUGCAGCACGUCGUGCUCCAGUUCGACUCCUGCCCCGUGCUUUGCUACCUGCACGUGGACAUGCUGCGCAGGAUGAACCCCAAGGAGGGCAAGAAGCAGUUCCUCGAGUUCUGCCACUUGUUCCUGGACAAGGCGGGGCUCCUGCGGGUGCCCGUCCCCCACCAGGUGCAGUUCGAGCUGGACCGCACGCGCCCCGAGCUGCUGGCGGACGACGUGCAGCGCCGGUACCUGCAGGAAAUCCAGGCCUUCCAGGAGCCCGAGAUCUCCCGGCAGCUGGAGGACUUCAGGUCCAAGCGCCUGAUGGGCAUGACGCCGGGGGAGCAGGAGCUGACGGAGCUGGAGUCCUACCAGACCCGGGACGUCGGCAUCCGGGAGGCCAAGGAGAAGCAGCUGGCGGAGGUGCUGCUGGCUCGGCUGGAGGAGAUGCACCUCACGAUAUCUUCCGACGAGGAAAAAAGCUCUGCCAUCUUUGGUGCCAUCGUGACCUACAUGAAGUACCUGGGGGUUAAAACCAAGCUCAGCGACAGCAAGAAGUCGAAAUCCAACUUCUUCCGCAAGAAGAUCUCGGGGAUCAAGAAGCCGGAGGAGCUGCAGACGAAGCCCCGGAAGGGCUUCAUCCUCCCGGGGACUUCCCUCUGGAACCGCGACACCCACAAUUCCGAUUUCAGGCAAAGCAAAGUCCCUGAGGGCGAAGCGGAGAAGGCGACGCACCCAGACCGGAAGGGCCCCCGAGCACCCGACAAGAUCGACAGUGGCACCGCGCGGCCCAGGGCGGGGGCAGCCGGCACCCCCGCCUCCGACCCCCCCAGCGUGGCCGUGACCAUCAACCCGCCCCCGGGGGAAGGUGCCGAAGGCGAGCCAGGUUUGGACCCGCCCGGCCCCGCCGAGCUGGGAGACACCCCCCCGCGAGGCCUCUGCCCCACAGAGCCCCCCAGCAGCGAGCAGCACCCCACGGAAGACGGGGCUGAGAACGAGAGAAAACGGAUCAGGCUGCCGGGGAAGCUGGGGCGCUCGGAGAGCCUGCGCGUGUACGAGCGGAAGCGUUCCCAGCGCGGCUCGGCCAAGGGCAAGCAGCCGCGCUCCCGCAGCGACGUGGACCUGGAGGCGGCCGCCCGCGCCACCGAGCUGGAGGAACGGCCCCCCCCGGCCCCGGGCCGCCAGAGACCCACCCUGGAGCCGGGGGGGCCGGGGGGGGGCGAGCCCCCGCAGUCCUUUCUGCCUCCCCAGUCUGAGGAGACUGAGCCGCGCGUUUCGGAGCUGGAGCUGGACCCGCCGACCUGGCGCCAGCUCGCCGCCCCCGACGCCCUCCUCAGGCUGAAGAAGAGCGAAGUCAAGCGGCAAGAAGUCAUCAACGAGCUGUUCCUGACGGAGCACGCCCACGUGCGCAUGCUGCGCGUGCUGCUGGAGGUCUUCUACCAGCCCAUGCUGAAGGAGGCCUUCUUCGACGAGCAGGAGCUCUCCAACAUCUUCCCCAGCCUCGAGGACCUCGUGGAGGUCCACACUGUCUUCCUCGACAGCCUGAAGAAGCUGCGGGAGGAGAGCAACUACGUCAUCUCCGAGAUCGGGGACGUCCUGCUGGCCCGGUUCGAGGGCACGGAGGGCAGCUGGUUCCAGAAGAUCUCGGCGCGGUUCUGCAGCCGCCAGUCCUUCGCGCUGGACCAGCUCAAGGCCAAGCAGCGCAAGGACACCCGCUUCAGCCAGUUCAUCCAGGAGGCGGAGAGCCAGCCCCGGUGCCGCCGGCUGCAGCUGAAGGACAUCAUCCCCACGGAGAUGCAGCGCCUCACCAAGUACCCGCUGCUGCUGCACAACAUCACCAAGUGCACCGAGGCCGAGGGCGAGCGGGCCAAGGUGGAGCAGGCGGCCGAGUGCUGCCGGCAGAUCCUGAACCACGUCAACCAGGAGGUGCGCGACAUGGAGAACCUCAUGAAGCUGAAGGACUACCAGCGACGCCUGGAUCUCUCCAACCUGAAGCAGAGCAUGGACCCGCUGCUGAGCGAGUUCAAGAACACAGACAUCACCAAGAGGAACCUGGUGCACGAGGGGCCGCUGACCUGGCGCGUCACCAGGGACAAGGCCGUGGACGUGCACGUGCUGCUGCUGGACGACCUGCUGGUGCUGCUGCAGCGGCAGGAGGAGCGGCUGGUGCUGCGCUGCCACAGCCGCACCAUCACGCCCACGCCCGACGGCAAGCAGAUGCUGAGCCCCAUCAUCAAGCUCAGCUCCGCCAUGACCCGCGAGGUGGCCACAGACCACAAGGCCUUUUAUGUGAUCAUCAGCUGGGAGAACGGGGCCCAGAUCUACGAGCUGGUGGCGCAGACGGUGUCGGAGAGGAAGAACUGGUGCGCCAUGAUCAGCGAGACGGCCGGCUCCCUCAAGCUGCCGGGCUCCCGCCGGGCGAAGGCAGCCCGCGGCGGGCAGAACCCCCACAGCCCCAUCGACAGCUACCGGGAGCCGCUGCUCAGCAGCUCGGAGAACGGGGGGUCCCUGAAGGAGCCGCUGCCCUUGGACGAGCGCGAGAAGGACGGGGCCGUGGAGGGCACCGAGUUCGAGGGGGGCCCCGAGAAGAUGGAGAAGGAGGCGGAGCGCGUCCUGGCCGAGCUGCUGGCGCUGCGGCGGCCCCCCCGGGCGGGCGGCGAGGGGGCCCUGGCCGCCGCCGCCCUGGACGGAGUGCGGGCGCUGCAGCGGCUGCUGCCGGCGGAGCCCCCCGCGGCGGGCGACGGGGCCGCCUCGCCCCCCGAGGAGGCCUGGGAGGGGCCGCGCCGGGCCCCCCCCGAGGAGGAGGAGCGCCGGGACGCCGGCGACGGCGCCGAGAGCGAGGGCGAGGGCCGCGGGCAGCGCGCCGAGGCCGGCAGCGCCGCAGGGGGGACCCCGAACGGCCCCCGCUGCCCCGCCUGGGGGUCGCGGCUGGCGGAGGGGCCCGCGCCCCCCCUGGCGCUCACCCCGCCGCAGGCGGCCUGGCUGCGGGCCCAGCUGCAGGGCCUGGAGGAGGCGCUCCGGGGGCUCAAGGAAAUCGAGGAGGAUUACUGGCAACUCCAGGAGCUCCUGGCCAAGCACAGCUCCACAGGCUGCCUCUUCACAUGAGGGCAGCCCCUGCUGCUGCUGGAGCCGGGCCCCCCCGCCCUGCCGUGGGGCACGGGCUGGGGCUGCCCCACGGCGGCGGGCCGGCCAGGGAGGCCCGCGCACCCCGGGGGGCUGGGGCCGCCCCACGGCUUUCCCUGGUACCGC
Molecule: messenger RNA, 3778 nt
Organism: Dromaius novaehollandiae (emu)
Lineage: Eukaryota; Metazoa; Chordata; Aves; Casuariiformes; Dromaiidae
Gene: ARHGEF1
Product: Rho guanine nucleotide exchange factor 1
Exons: 34
Coding region: 368-3634 (1088 amino acids)
Biological process (GO): G protein-coupled receptor signaling pathway; intracellular signal transduction
Cellular component (GO): cytoplasm
Molecular function (GO): G protein-coupled receptor binding; guanyl-nucleotide exchange factor activity
Source: RefSeq, a predicted model, not a curated record